This is a messenger RNA of Funneliformis caledonium, 192 nucleotides long. Lineage: Eukaryota; Fungi; Glomeromycota; Glomeromycetes; Glomerales; Glomeraceae. The record is from the annotation of a GenBank genome assembly.
AUGAAACGAACUUUACAAAAAUUCAAUAAAAUUUAUUUAUCUUCAUGGAAUAAAACAAUUGACUAUAAACCGAAAAAUUAUCUACAACAACCUCAACCUAACGUCACUUUCAAUCGAAAUAUGAAAAAUGCAGCAAAUGUAAUCGUAAGAAAACGUUUAAGUAAUAUGGGAAAUAGCAAAGGCGAUAUUUAA